AUGGUAGCUGUGAUGGAUGUGGAACGGAGGAAGAAGUUGGUGGAGGCGGCCAUGGAUUUGGGGACUAGGAAGAAUUGGGGGGCGUAUACGGGCAUAUUCAUUGCGCUCAUGCUUGUCAUAGCCACAAUCCAGCGUGAUGAGGACUAUCACGACUUUGCCGACCAGCCCACUCUUUUCCUUGGGAUCCCUAAUACGUUGAAUGUGGUCUCGGUAAUCCCCUUCUUUUUUGUCGGUCUUGCUGGGCUCAUCCUUAACCACUGCGAAAGCUACUUUAGGCCAUGCUCACAGAGGGCUUUCUACACACUCUUCUUUGCUGGUGUCAGUGUUGUUGGUUUUGGUUCAUUCUUUUACCAUCUCAACCCGAAAAAUGAUACCCUAUUUUGGGACACGUUCCUAAUGAUGAUCGCUUUCACAUCUUUCGAGGUCAUUUUCAUUAUCGAAAGGUUUGAUGAUUGGGCCGGAACAAAGUCGUUUGCAUCAACGAGCUACUGGCUAUGGGCAGCAGGAUUUUACGUUCUUGCAAGAGUAGAAGAAGUUGCAGACAAACCAAUUUAUAGGUGGACUCUUCAUAUUGUCAGUGGGCAUACUCUUGGUCAUUUAUGUGCUGCAAUGGUACCUCUUUUUUUCAUUCUCAUGUUAGAAAAAAGGACAAGGCCAAUUCAACCAGAAAGACGCAUGAUUCCGAUGCAGCAUCAAUUAAAGCUUACUUUCAUGGUCUGCUUAUUGGUGCCCAAGAUGAUCUGCCUAUGGGUGCCCAAGUUACAGGUAAUCAUACAGUGA
Molecule: messenger RNA, 780 nt
Organism: Hordeum vulgare subsp. vulgare (domesticated barley)
Lineage: Eukaryota; Viridiplantae; Streptophyta; Magnoliopsida; Poales; Poaceae
Exons: 7
Coding region: 1-780 (259 amino acids)
Source: RefSeq, a predicted model, not a curated record